AUGAAGCCACACUUUCACCGAAGGUGCAACGUUGGACAAACUCUGCUGAUCUGUGCAGUUUUCCUCUUCAAAUCGAUCACUGAUCUCGCCGCUAUCGAUGGUCACGUCCUUCUCCCUCUCGCCACUAGCACCGGUGCCCUGGAACCACACUCUAUCGACGCCAUCGGCACGGCCAUUACCGCUACUUCGUCGCCGUACCGCUUCCUUUCGUCCACCACGACGUCCAGUCCCAGUCCGUCCGAGAGCACUGCCACGACCACGACUUCGUUCGGGCCGAGCCUCAGGAGCAUGGUGUUGGUAGUGCUUCCAGCCAAUUCUUCCACCGUUCAGCUUCGCCGAGAGUUUGGCAACUUUGCCGAACUGCUGCAGGGCAGCGACUUGGAGCUGGACCUGCAAGACGCCAGCUCGCUGGACAGCACACUCCAGUUUCGGGUCUGGCACGACAUGGCCUCGUUCGAGCGCUGGCUCGGGGAUCCUGCGUUCACCACCGUGCUCUACCUGUCGGCGGACGAGAGUGACAGCUUCAUCGGAUAUUGUGACAGCUUAUCUGCGCACUUGUCGAUGGCCUACCGGAAGUCGGUGCUCUUCUGGCCGUGCCCACGGACGCAGAAAACAGAAAAGUUCGUUCCCUCCUACGAAACAGUAUCGUUUGCAGUGAAGAGCAUCGCGCAGCAGCUUAAUUGGACCGAGGCAACCCUGCUGGCGACAGACUCCAACAGAGGAUUAGCGCUCGCGCUGGCCACGAACCUACACAUCCCGUACACCAUUCUGCACGCCAGCCCUGACGCGUCCCGACCGUUCAACGACAGCGUUGGCAAAGUCAUUAUCGUCUGUUCGCCGAUCGAUUCCCCACAAACAAUCAGCGUAAUCAAUCAACUGUGCCCCCGGUGCCGGAGGACGAAAAUCCUGCUCGUCGACAUGAUCGGCACGAUAUUCAACAGCAACAACGCGCUGUACCGGCGGCUGGCCGCGGAAGGCGACGGGGACGCGGAGCAGGCUGCCCAUCGGAGCAGGCUGCUCGUCCUGACGAUCCUGACCGAGAACUUCCGCACCAUCCUGCACCGGCUGCACGGUGUCGACCUGGGCGACUAUGAGCACAUCAGCGAGAACUUGCUGAAGAUUCGGCUAACCGAGCCGUCGGAGUCCUCGGACGAGGAGCCAGCGCUCGAUGGUGCGACCGCUGACGCUGAAGAUGCCGAACGCCGCCAGGCGCUGGUGCUGGAGAGCGUACUCCGGCUUGCGGCCAACCGGACCAGCUGUGACUUCCACUACUUCUUCGACCAGGUCGCCAACUGGUACGAGAUCCUGUCGCAAACCGUCGAUUCGGCCCGCUGCCGAACCCUGUUCGCUAGCUACUGUGCCGGUGGGACCGGGGACCUCGACACCAGCCUCUACCUCAAUGGCUCCGCGUGGCCUCCGGACGCCUCCAACCGGACGCUGGAGGCGGCGGCCGUCGAUGAAAUCGAGCGGUUUUGCGACCACUUCCUCGCCAGCUACGCCUCACUGCUCGGUGACGCCAACCCGGUGGUGGCCAAUGGCACAACCCGGCACCUGCUGUUCGGUGAACACUUUUACUUCUUCGACUUCCUGGUGGCCGUGAUGCGGGAUGCCGCUGGCAGUGCCGGGCAACUCCGGCCGCACCCGGUACAGUACGACUUUAUUGCGUUCGACUUCAAGAACUUCUCGCAUCACCGGACGGCGUCGGUCGUGUGGCGGCCACUGCUGAUCCUGCAGCAGAACCAGCUUCACCGCGACCGGUUCAACAUGCACCCGGUGCCGCCCGGCUACGCGGACUGGGUCACGGUCGAGGGCACGGUCCUCGGCACGAUCUGGCGGUGCGGUGUGCUGUGCUGGGCCGUCGUCGGGCUCGUGGCCCUCGUUGCCGUCGCGAUGGUGGUCGGAAGCAUCGUGUUCAGCAUUGCCGUGCGGAACUACAUCAUCAAGACCCGGCUGUCGAAGGGACCGAACAAGAUCGUCCUCUCGCCGUCGGACUUUGUGUUUCCGGUUGACAUGCGAAGGGUUGACGAGGGUAUCGAGGCGAUGCUGUGCUGCUGGCUGCAGCAGCUCCAGGAGUUCGGUGGCCCCGAGGUGGAGAAGCCGGACCUGCUGAAGGGUUCGAUCGGAUCGCUCAAGAACCUGGGACUGUCGGUGCCGACGAAGCCGAACUCGGGCAGCGAAACGCUCAUCCGUCACAGCAGCGCCGCCAUUGACCACAAGGCGCGCUACAAUGGUGAUUUAGUGCAGCUGAAGGAGAUCCCGUCCAGCUCGGCGUCGCACGAGCUGAAAACCAAGGCGAUGGAUCUGCUCGUGAUGGCCCACGGUUUACGACACGAGAACAUAAAUCCACUAAUCGGCUGGCUGAAUGAGCCUGCGAGGACGGCGCUGGUGUUCGAGCACUGCUCGCGCGGCUCGCUACAGGACGUGCUGAUCAUGGACGAAAUCAAGCUCGACUGGUCGUUCCGGCUGAGCCUGCUGACGGACUUGGUGCGGGGCAUGCGCUACCUGCACGCGUCGCCGUUGCGCGUGCACGGCUCCCUCUCGUCCCGGAACUGCGUGGUCGACGCCCGGUGGGUGCUGAAGAUCACCGACUACGGCAUGCUGAGCUUCUACGAAGCCCAAGGCAUCCCGCCGCCGGCGCGAACGGCCAAAGAGCUCCUGUGGACGGCGCCCGAAGCAUUGCGCGACUCGAAAGGAUACCCACGCGGCGGGACCCAGGCCGCGGACGUGUACGCCUUCGGCAUCAUCAUGCAGGAGGUCGUGGUGCGCGGCGAACCGUACUGCAUGCUGUCCCUGUCACCGGAGGAGAUUAUCGCCAAAAUCAAGAAACCACCGCCCCUGAUACGGCCCUCGGUCUCGAAGGGGGCGGCCCCACCGGAGGCGAUCAACAUUAUGCGCCAGUGCUGGGCGGAGAAUCCCGAAAUGCGACCCGAUUUCGCAGCGAUCUGUGAACGGUUCAAGCAGUUGAACCACGGGCGGAAGGUGAACUUUGUAGAUACGAUGUUCCAAAUGCUGGAGAAGUACUCCAACAACCUGGAGGAACUGAUACGCGAGCGCACCGAGCAGCUGGACGUGGAGCGGAAAAAGACUGAACAAUUACUGAAUAGAAUGCUGCCGAGCUCGGUGGCAGAGAAGCUAAAAUUAGGGCUAGCGGUAGAGCCGGAGGAGUUCGCCGAGGUGACGAUCUACUUCAGUGACAUCGUGGGCUUCACGACGAUUGCCGCCCACUGCACGCCGGUGCAGGUCGUCGAUCUGCUGAACGACCUGUACACCUGUUUCGACGCCACCAUCAACGCGUAUAAUGUCUACAAGGUGGAGACGAUCGGCGACGCGUACAUGGUGGUCAGUGGCCUCCCCGUGCGCACCCCGGACCACGCCGAGCAGAUCGCGACGAUGGCCCUCGACCUGCUGUCCCAGAGCGGCCACUUCAAGGUGCGCCACCUGCCGGGCGUUCCGCUCCAGCUUCGCAUCGGACUGCACACCGGUCCUUGCUGUGCCGGUGUCGUGGGCCUCACGAUGCCCCGGUACUGCCUUUUCGGCGACACGGUCAACACGGCCUCCCGGAUGGAAUCAACAGGUUCGUCCUGGAGGAUCCACAUGUCCCAGCAGACGUGCAAUUUGCUGGAGAAGGCGGGCGGCUACGUUAUCGAGCCCCGGGGGCCCAUCGAAAUCAAGGGCAAAGGCAAAAUGCACACCUACUGGCUGCUGGGCAAGAAGGGCUUCGACAAGACGCUGCCACCGCCGCCACCGAUCGGGGAGUCGCACGGGCUCGACGUGGCCAUCCUGAAGAACUCACUGUUCCAGUCGCAGCAGUCCAACGGCAAGGUCGGCAGCUGCCCGUCCAGCCACUCGCCGUCCGUGGCCGGGGAGUCGAUCGACGUGAAGGUGGAGAUAACGCCCCCGGUGCCGGUGACGAGCGGUGGCGACCAGGGCCCAGGGGGCGAGGGAUCCGGAGCCGCCGAGAAUGCCGUCCUCUCGACCUCGUUCUCCAUCGACUCGAGCUCGAGCAACAACACGUUCACGCUGAACCUGGGCGACUUCCAGACGACCAAGGCGACGCCACUGGCGAGCCCACAGCCCCGCAAGCUGUCCGAGGUCAUCUCGGACGGCUCGUUCCUCAACGCGAACGUCCACCUCGAUCGGCUGAACCCGUCACCGACCGCCAACUCGACGCGCCUGUUCAAGCGUAUCGAGGAGCUGAUCGAUCUCAGUUCCCCGUACAACUACUACAAGUGUCUCAGCCCGAGCGAGAGCAACCUGUCGCAGUGCACGGAGUCCCGCUACGGUAGCUACCAGCUGCGGUCGGACGCCAGCUGCUCCAGCAAGCCAGGAUCCACGCGCUUCCUGCGGCGUCAGUUCAGCCUGGACAAGGACGACGUGGCCGCCGGCCAGAAGUCCGGCACUGGCACCCUCGACGCCGUCUCGAUGUCGAUGUCAGUCGACCGGGAGCAGCUGGCCCGGAUGGGUACGCUCACGUCGAUACCGUCGCUCGGCUCAGGUUCGACAUCGGGUUCGAUCGGGUCGCAGGGCACGCAGAAGCAGCGCACCCUCACCAUGCACCACCGCCAGCAGUCGGCCAGCGUGGCCCAGGACCUGGAGAAGAUCGAGGAGAUCCCGCUGUCGCCGCAGGCUUACGCCCUCAACCACACCGGCUGCAGUAGCAGCAGCACGUCCAGCCUGCAGUCGGAACUCCCGGGCGACCAUCCGGGAAGGUCGGGCAGCCGGGCGGCGACGAUCCGGAAUGGGGCCAUCGAGCGGGCGCCGAACGGGAAGGAGCUACGGCUCAGCGUGGAAGCGCUCGGGCUUCGGUGA
This is a messenger RNA of Anopheles bellator, 4809 nucleotides long. RefSeq lists its product as uncharacterized. The coding region runs from base 1 to 4809 and encodes 1602 amino acids. Gene Ontology annotation, biological process: intracellular signal transduction; receptor guanylyl cyclase signaling pathway; protein phosphorylation. Lineage: Eukaryota; Metazoa; Arthropoda; Insecta; Diptera; Culicidae. Gene Ontology annotation, molecular function: guanylate cyclase activity; ATP binding; peptide receptor activity. The record is from RefSeq and is a predicted model, not a curated record. The transcript is spliced from 15 exons.